Molecule: messenger RNA, 2344 nt
Organism: Brachypodium distachyon (stiff brome)
Lineage: Eukaryota; Viridiplantae; Streptophyta; Magnoliopsida; Poales; Poaceae
Product: calcium homeostasis endoplasmic reticulum protein
Exons: 3
Coding region: 107-2002 (631 amino acids)
Biological process (GO): RNA processing; intracellular calcium ion homeostasis
Cellular component (GO): perinuclear region of cytoplasm
Molecular function (GO): RNA binding
Source: RefSeq, a predicted model, not a curated record
CGAAGAAAAGAGGGUAGAAGUGUAGAAGCCUCUUCCCCUCUCCUCCGCCGCCGUCAUCACCGGCGCAGCGAGCCCUACCCCUCUUCUCUCCUAAUCCCGCCGCCUCAUGGACCGGCAAGCCCAAGACUACGCGGCCGCGGCCAUGGCGUACGCGCAGGCGCAGCAGCACGCCCCGCCGCCGCCGCAGUACGGCUUCCACCCUCAGGCGCAGCCGCAGUACCCGCACCACCAGCCCUACGCCGCUCCAAUCCCGCCGCAGUACUCGCCCUACCCGCGCGCCAUGCCGCCCCAGCAGCACUACCCGCACCUCCCGCCGCACCAGCAGCCUUCCCCCUACGCGCCGCCCCACGUCUUGUCAACGCCCUCCCCGCCGCCGCCUCACCCCUACAUGCACCCGCCGUUCGACUCCGGGCCGCCGCCGCCCGCCCCGCCGCCGGCCGACCCGGAGCUCCAGAAGCGCAUCGACAAGCUCGUCGAGUACAUCGCCAAGAACGGGCCGGAGUUCGAGGUCGUGAUCCGCGACAAGCAGCACGACAACCCGGACUACGCCUUCGUCUUCGGCGGGGAAGGGCACGCGUACUACAGGUACAAGCUCUGGGUAGUGCGGCCGCCCCCGGUGGCGCCGUAUCCGCCGGGGUCCAUGCAUAUGAUGCCGCCGAUGGGUCCGAUGAUGCGCGGCCCGCCGAUGCACCAGCCGGCAUACCCGCCCUUCUAUGACCAGCACCAGCAUUUUGGUCCUCAUGGCCAUGGUGAGUAUGAAGCUGCGGCGAACUCAUUCAAGGGCCUCUCUGGGCCGCUCCCAGCUGAUGUUGCUGCUGAGCUGCAUGAGGUGCUUAUCAAUCUUAAUGGCACCAAAGAGUCAAUAAAGGGAGCCAAGACAUGGUUUAUGCAAAGGGCGCCAUUUGCGCCAGCUCUGGCUGAAGUUCUCAGGGAGAGAGUAUGUGCUUUGGAGGAUUCAGAGAGGCAACUGCACAUUAUCUUCCUGGUGAACGAUAUUCUUUUUGAAGGCUUACAAAGACGGGCUAAUAUUCGGGACCUUGACAAUGAGGCUGCUGCUUUUCAAUCUGUGCUGGGCUCUAUGCUUGCAAGGAUUUAUAAUAACCCACAGAGUAGAGAUGACAACCAGACUCGCCUUGAGAAAAUUCUGCAGUUCUGGGGUUCAAAGGAAGUUUAUGACCAGGAAACCAUUGUUAACUUUGAAAGAGAGAUGAAAGGUGGGGUAUCAUAUCCUUUGGCACCGCGACACGUUUCUCCAGAUCCCUCGACCUUUUCAGGAGCAGCGCAGCUGACCUCAAAAUGGUCCUCGGAUCCGCAAGAGAAGGAUAGCACAAUCCAUCCUGUUUCUGCCGCACCAGAACCUGUGCCUUCUGCACAAUUUCCAGCUGGUGUUUACCCUCCUCUAGGCCAAACUAUUUUUCCAGGAUCUCUGCCAGUGCAACCAUCUUUACUCCCCCCUGCGCUUCCUCAAAGCACUGCUCCAGCUACUACAAAUGAUCUAAAUCUACCUCCUUAUCCACUAUUCCCCCCUGGCCUCAUUCCAGGAAUGGUCCGAAAGAUGCAAAUUGGGAGUGGAGUGCCAUACUCUCCCUUGAGCCCACUUGACAUCCCCACGGUCAUCCCACCAUCAACUGUACCUGAAGCUGAGAUCCUUGAUCGUGUCACGAAGUUCUUCAAGGAGAUUGGGGAGGUAAACCCAUCAGAAGGCCCAAUGAAGCAGGGCGAGCCUGAUGAUUAUGAUGAUUAUGAGAGAGAGCUUCCUGCUCGCAAGGGAGGUGCGUGCAUUCCUCCCCCUGCCAACUUGCAUGUAAACCCUGAAACAGGGAUGCGUGCUGAUGGCACUGUUGAUAGCAAACCGGGGUCGAGUGGCCGAUUGGGUCUCGGAGCUUCUGCUGAUCCAGAUGAGGCGAGCCACCAGUAUGGUGAUGUCUAUUCUUCGUAUCGCAAACAGAGGAGCAGCAAUUACCAUUCCUCCAUCAGCUCUCGCUCCUUAGCACCGAGGUGAAAACAGCAGAAAUAUAAUGAGAUGCAUUUCCAUUUCUGUCUGCUUGGGGCCAAAAUGGUUGUCUGCAUAACUCUACCUCAGCAGACAGAAUCCGACUAUCAAAUGAGUGUACAAUGUAACUUUUUACUGUCAUGGGCGACUUGAACCGCAGCUUCUUAAUUGGGAGUAGCUUAUGCCUAUGAGGUUCGUUCCAUAGAUAUGCUGUUUUUUUCUCAUUUGUAGAGUUUAUUGCACUUUGGACAAGGAUUUCAGAUUUGGUAUCAAUUUGGCUUUCUAUGUUCAAUACUUAACAGGACAGGCGACUUAGGCUCUGUUUGGAUGCUAAGUCUUUACUAUUUUUUA